GAACGAAUGAGAAAGAAAGAGAGGGAGUCUGUGUGUGUAGAGAGAGAGAUGGGGGCGGGCGAGCAAAAGAAGCUGCAUGCAUAAGGAGGAAGCCAGAAGCACAGAGGCAGAGAGGGAGUAUGUGUGUGCGCAUGUAUGUGUGAAAACACUGCGCAUGUGUGACUGUGAGGCGCACUGACUGAGGCAGACAGAGGAGGAGAAAGAGGACUGAUGAACUGAGUCAAGAGGAGAGGCGAGAGAAGAGCAGAAGGAAAGGAGAAGAAAAAAGACACGACCAGGAAGACAGAGAAGGGGUUGAAACACAGCACAGACACUCAGGUCACUGCACAGAAUAAGCUGAAUACUGCGAGAGAAACAGAGGGAUGAUGAAAGCCAUACCAGAGGGAGACGUUCAGCCACAACUCAUCUGAGAAAGACUAGGUGUGAGGUACCAGAGAGGAGAGGAGAAGAGGAACUGGGGAUGUGGCGCUCGAUGAAAGCAGCCUGAGACAUGACGCCUCCACCUUGCAAAAGCUUCCUCCAUCUUACAUCUCCUCCAUCCUUUCUUCCCUUCACUGCUGCUUGGUAUUCUUCCUGCUAGAAACAGUGGGCAGUAGAGAGUGUCCUCCUUCUGCUGAGACGUUCCCCCCAAACAAAGAGACUGAACGGCUUGGUUUAUCUUCACAAAGCAGCAUCAACACCAUCAAAGGCAAAAACUGGAAGAGAAAAGAGAAAGACGAGAAGGCACUGGAACAAAUGCGCAGGCAGACAGGUAGCUGGACCAAAGGAAUCGCACCAUGAGUCUGAGGCACUGACAAAGGGAGACAAGCACAGAGGCGUUGUUAUCGCUUCUUCUGCUCAGCUGGGAGGGCUGUUUGAAAAAACUAAAAAAAACUCCCACCUCUGAGGAAUUCAGGAGCCUUGGAGCUUGAAGGAAUCAUUCCACAAGUUUCUGGAGCAUUGUACAACACCUCCCAAAAAAAGAUCUCCUCCCUCCUUAUCAACAAGCUACCAAGAGGGUCACACAGGGUCACCUGACCAAACUGGAUCAAGAGCAUAGUCAAAGACUUCUUUCUUUCUUUCUCACACACCUGAGCUAAUGUGUAACACAGCCGCAGCUAAAAACAGGAAGUUAAGCUGGUGUUUAAACACAUUCAGAGGCUAGUUUGAGAAGCCAAGAGACCACAGGAUUUAUUUUAAGACAAUAGCCUACCUGUUGGACCUUUCUAAAUUAUUUGCACUCAGUCCCACUAGUUUGUGAAUGCAGAAAUCAACGAGUCUGUACUGUAUGUAUAUAUGUGAGCAUCUGUACAUAUAGAUUAUUUAUGAGAUUAUUUAUUGGUGUUAUCACUGACUACGAACAUAUCUUUGUGCUAAAGUACCAACUCACCCUGUGUGUGAAUAUACAUUUCUGCAAAUAGCCAUCAGAGACAGCACAGGAACAUCAGCAUAACAACAAAAAUACCUUUAAGUAGUCAACACUGGUCAGAUACCUUAAGCUGGACUAUUAAAUCAUCUGUACAUAUAAGCUGUGAGAGAGUAAGAGCUGCAGGUUGGGGUGCUCCGGCUGAGCUUUUCUAUCUGUCUUGGCCUUAAAACUCAGGCUGACAGGAGUCACACCAGGAAAGACCUCUGAGGGAAACAUGGAGGCAACCAUCCGUCCUCAUGUCCCCUCAAAUGGCUGAUUUCAGAGAAAGUGCCCAAUCCUUUCACCCUUGCGCAAAACCAGGCAGGGGUGUUCAGUGCUGAUUAGAACCACAGCCCCUCUCUCUACCACCUCAAAACAAAAAGACAAAAAACGUGCAAAUGUCUUGCCUCCGGCGUCAGCCCGUGGCUAUCCCCAUGGACACUGUCAAGAUCAUCCAGUCAGAGAAGUUCCCCAGAGAGUGCCCUGUGCCCGUAACCCAGCCGCGCUAUGCCCCACCCCCUAGAGUGGCAUGGGACGGCGGAGGUGAAGGUGAAAUCAUCGUCAACCAGGCCUGUAGCGACUUGACCCUGGACAUGACAGGGUCCCCCCGCCCGAUGGUGUCGCCCCCAGCCCCUCUGACGCGCAGGGAGCAAAGCUUCCUGGCGCAGCGCAAAACCAGUGCCAACGAAAUCUGCUACCACCAGUUUCACUAUAAGAUGGAUGACGUCAUAGUGAACCAGUACGUGCUCCGCGCCUCCUCCACCUCCUCCUCCUCUUCUUCCUCCUCCUCAGGGCCCGUCAUGCCCUGCGAGCCCCUGAAUUGCCCCACUUGCGGUCACACCUACAACUUUGCUGGCAAGCGUCCGCGCAUCCUCUCCUGCCUGCACUCAGUGUGUGAGGAGUGCCUGCAGAUCCUCUACGAGUCCUGUCCCAAGUACAAGUUCAUCUCCUGCCCCACGUGCAGGCGUGAGACGGUGCUGUUCACUGACUAUGGCCUGGCUGCUCUGGCCAUCAACACCAGCAUCCUGAGCCGUUUGCCCUCUGACCCCAACGGGCCCGUGCAGUGGGGCGGGGACGCCGACCGCAGCUGCUACCAGACUGUGCGUCAAUACUGCCAGUCAGCCUGCACCUGCCAGAUCGCCAAUCCCUUGUCCUCCUGUGGCAUCAUGUAGACAACGGGGGACACUGCACCCACCCCAACCACUCUUGUCGUCUAUAAGCUCUACCCUUUUUGCCAGUCCCUCAUCUCAGACACAUACAGUGAAUAAAUCCCUCCACAGAUGUUAUCUCUAUAUAUUUAAUAGCACAGAUGGAUGCUGUGUGGGACUAAUAUAUGCUGGUGGUUCAGUAAAUAGUAAAUAAAUGUAUUUUAUGUAUGGACUGAAAUCCUAUUCACCCUCUCUUGUUUGGUUGGAUGUGUUUGUUAUUGACAUCUCUUUACAUGGGAAUGCCAGGGAGGUCUGCGCCCCCAGCCUAGGUGAAUAAAGAUUAAACAAAUGAUACAAGUA
Monopterus albus (swamp eel) is the source of this 2895-nucleotide messenger RNA. RefSeq names its product ring finger protein 208 (gene rnf208). Lineage: Eukaryota; Metazoa; Chordata; Actinopteri; Synbranchiformes; Synbranchidae. Gene Ontology annotation, biological process: protein ubiquitination. Bases 1786 to 2559 code for a protein of 257 amino acids. The record is from RefSeq and is a predicted model, not a curated record. The transcript is spliced from 2 exons. Gene Ontology annotation, molecular function: ubiquitin protein ligase activity.